This is a messenger RNA of Kwoniella botswanensis, 1683 nucleotides long. RefSeq lists its product as uncharacterized. The coding region runs from base 1 to 1683 and encodes 560 amino acids. The record is from RefSeq and is a predicted model, not a curated record. The transcript is spliced from 3 exons. NCBI's taxonomy places the organism in Eukaryota, Fungi, Basidiomycota, Tremellomycetes, Tremellales, Cryptococcaceae.
AUGAGGUCUUCAAUCAGCAGAGCCAACCUGCCGCGGCAGAUAGCCACCUCUUCAAGGAGAUCAUCCUUGAUCCGAUCUUCCGCCAUUUUACCUUUUCGAUCCACAACUCCUGUACCAUCUCAACUUCAGACGCGUACCUUCUUUGGCCUAUUCAAGAAGAAGGCUACCCCCACAAUAUCCGAAUCUGCACCACCGCUCUUAUCCCAAGAUGACCUUUUCCAUCCAUUGUCUCAAUCACCAUUCCCAGCACUCAGAGAGAAAGCAGAUCGGAUAAAAUCAGUUUCGCUUUGCCCUACCUCAUUUGAGAAACAUCACGAACGAGUGAGACCCGCUUUCGACUGUCCAGAUUGUGGAUGGCCGACACACAAAAAUCAGGAAAGGUGGGAAGAAGGUAAGGAGGAGCAUCGAGAAUAUUGUGGAAGGCUGAAAGAAGUGAAUGAGGAUGAACAUGAUCUAAGGAGUGGUCGAAAGAUGGUGGAAUUUGAAAAUAUGCCAGAGGAACAGCCUUACGAAUCGGCAGUCAACUUUGCUUCUUGGGAUACACUCUUCUUCACCCGAAAUUUCCUUUCGAUAGAUUCCGAUCGAUCCGUCCGACAUGUUUCCAAGAUCCUCACAUACCCCAUGACCAUUGCCGGUGUCUUACAUCAGAACGGACCAUUCACCUCUGGAAAUGGCAGAAUCACCAGAGAAGGUCGAAGGAGUAUGGCAGCUGUCCACUCCAUCCUCCACUUGCCGCCGGGUGCCACUGAAGGUACUGUACCCGAGAAGCCUCAACCUCCCUUCCGACUUUUCCUCCUUGGUGCGCGAGCCGAAUCCACAUUACCACCGCACCUUUGGGCUCAGCUGUGCUGGCUUUUCCCUCGAACCAAUUUCAACAUCUACUUUAUCGGACCUGAAGUUGGUUUACCACUUGUUAGCGCCGAGCAGCGUCAAAAGAAAGAGUACGCUUUCUCAGAAAAUGGCGGAUGGGGUGUACCAAGCUACACGCUCAACUAUAACCAACGUCUCUCACUAACCUCCAUACGGGCACCUUACGAACAGAUUCACGAACAGUUUGGACCUUUUGACCCUUACACCGAUGUAUUCUUUGCUUUCUCACCUGGUUUCGGGUUCCCCCAUCAACCUCUCUUGGAGAAAAUCACAAAAGGUGGUAAAGGUCAAAUAACAUUCGACCGAGCAGAGGAAGUUAACAAGUCAGAAGCUGGAGCCACCGCUGAGGAUGCUGCCAACGCCUAUUCACCAGCAGAGGUAGAUGGAGGUGAAUCAAGAGAUGUCCCUUACGCGCCGCCCGAAACGCUCGUCCAGGCUCAGACAACUUGGAGAAGACCAUUACAACAGAUCUUAGAAACCAAAUGUCCAUUCUUCUUCACUGCUUUCUCACCUUUGGACUUGCAGCGUGACGUUUCAGCUUUGUUCGGUACCAACCCACCUUCAGCUUCAUCCCCUGGUUCACCCGUUCGAGAAUUCCCAGAUUACGUCGCCCUACCUACAGGUCCUAUAGAACCUAUCGAGGGAGUCACAGAUGAAUUUGAAUUGGUUUUGACACCUGGUGUCAAUCCUUUCGGAAGCUUGAAAUGGGAGAUUGCAGAAUGGGAUGUCAGAGUCGGUGUGAAGACGAAUUGGGGUACUUGGGGUAUAAGAGGAAAGAAAUACGAUGUUGUCAACGGGAGAGAUAGGGCUUAG